CGCACAGACUUGCCUGGAUUUCCACAUUGAAAAUGGCGGCCUCGGUGUUUCCCGGCGUACGGCUCCUGUCCAUCGGAGACGCAAAUGGAGACAUACAGCGACACUCAGAACAGCAGCCUCUGCGGUUGGAAGUCAAAACUACACAAGAUGCUGCUCUAAUCAACCUAUCCAAUGAUGAGGAGGCGAGUGUUUUCAAGUGUUCGGUUUCUCGGGAGACAGAGUGCAGCAGAGUGGGGAAGCAGUCGUUCAUCAUCACACUGGGCUGCAACAGCGUCCUGAUUCAGUUCUCCUCACCUGGAGACUUUCAAUCCUUUUAUAACCUCUUGAAGAACUGUCGUGGGCAUCUUAGUGAGCACUCGGUCUUCAGUGACAGAACAGAGGAAUCAUCUGCUGUGCAGUAUUUCCAGUUUUAUGGCUACCUCUCACAACAACAAAACAUGAUGCAGGACUAUGUGCGUACAGGGACCUACCAACGGGCUAUUUUGCAGAACCACACUGACUUCAAGGACAAGAUUGUGCUCGAUGUUGGCUGUGGCUCUGGGAUACUAUCUUUCUUUGCAGCCCAGGCUGGAGCCAGAAAGGUCUAUGCUGUGGAGGCAAGCACAAUGGCUCAGCAUGCUGAGGUGCUGGUGAACAGUAACCGUCUUGGGGAGCAUGUAAUUGUUAUCCCAGGAAAGGUGGAGGAGGUGACACUCCCUGAACAGGUUGACAUCAUCAUAUCGGAGCCCAUGGGCUACAUGCUGUUCAAUGAACGCAUGCUGGAGAGCUACUUGCAUGCCAAGAAGUUCCUCAAACCCAAUGGUAAAAUGUUCCCUACCCUUGGGGAUGUUCACCUUGCCCCCUUCACAGACGAGCAGCUGUACAUGGAGCAAUUCACAAAAGCCAACUUCUGGUACCAGCCUUCCUUCCAUGGUGUAGACCUCUCUGCCCUGCGGGGAGCAGCAGUCGAUGAGUAUUUUCGCCAGCCAAUUGUGGACACAUUUGAUAUCCGUAUCCUUAUGGCAAAGUCGGUGAAAUACACAGUCAACUUCCUAGAGGCCAAAGAGGAGGAUCUUUACAGGAUAGAGAUCCCCUUUAAGUUCCACAUGUUGCACUCAGGUCUUGUGCAUGGUCUGGCUUUCUGGUUUGAUGUGGCAUUUAUGGGAUCAGUUAUGACAGUAUGGCUGUCCACUGCACCUACAGAGCCUCUUACUCACUGGUACCAGGUACGCUGUUUGCUGCAGUCUCCGCUCUUCACCAAGGCUGGAGAUACACUGUCUGGCACCGCACUACUAGUGGCCAACAAACGACAAAGUUACGACAUCAGUAUUGUUGCCCAGGUGGACCAGACUGGUUCAAAGUCCAGCAACCUCUUGGAUUUAAAGAACCCCUUUUUCAGGUACACGGGUACCAGCCCUAACCCGCCUCCUGGGUCACAUUACACCUCCCCAUCGGAGAAUAUUUGGAACACAGGUGUAGGCUACAGCAUGAGUCAAGGGAUGUCUGUGUCAGGAAUGCCGGCAGCUUAUGACCUUAGUACAGUCAUCGGCAGUGGCCCAUCAGUCUCUCACAACAACCUUAUCCCUCUGGUCAACACAGGUAUUGUGAACCACACCCACUCCAGGAUGGGCUCCAUCAUGAGCACAGGAAUUGUCCAGGGAGCCACAGUAGGCCAGUCAGGUCCCACUAGCAGUGGUACUUACUAUCCGGUCACCAACCAGUUCACCAUGGGGGGUGCUGCAAUCUCAAUGGCGUCCCCGAUGGUCAUACCCAGCAACACCAUGCAUUAUGGCAGUUAAGACGAAGACUUUGCAAAGACCCCUUUAACUUGCCCACCUCUGCAUGACAAACAAUUGCCUGUAAAAAAAAAAAAAAAACAACAAAAAAAACUUAGCCCCCACCUCUCCUAAACCAUAGUUGACCCAUGGACCACAGCCAAUACCAAAACUAGUGCUCUCUUGGCACUUAUCUCCUUUUUUCAACAUCGUCAAUCUAUUUUUGUCUAUCCUUUAUUGUACACAAACAUGCAAGCACUCAUAUCCGUCCAGACUCAUUUUAACAAUGGCUGAAACGUCCUUGUCUUUACGAGUCCUUCAGGCCGUUGCACACCGAUGCACUGUUGAAGUGCAGCAUUUUGUUUUUGCCAUUCAACGUAACAAUUUCUCCUUUCCUUGUGGUCACAACUUGUCUCUUGUUUCUCUCAUGAUCAUGUUUAUCAAAAGUGAACACACCAGCUGCCAGAGGCAGUUCUAUAUUCCAUCAUGAUCGGCACUCAUUUUGACUUUUUUUUUGUGUUCUGCCCUGGCUUUUAAAUAUCAUAUCACCUAAGCCAUGACAGACAAAAAAGAUAAUGAAUAAAGACACUCACAGCCUCUGUAUAUUCAUAUACAUGGACGCGUAUCCUGAAGUGUAAUGGACUUGCUCCUUGGCACUCUUGAGUUUUGUAUUCUGCUCAUUACCCAAUGUUAGGUUACCCAUGUGUUUUAAAUUUGCAAUCCUUCAUCAGUUUUGGAUGUACCCCACAAUACAUCAGACGUUGCUUAACGUCGAUGCUGAGCCAUGACAUAAAUAUGCACCUACUAUUGUC
Dunckerocampus dactyliophorus (ringed pipefish) is the source of this 2566-nucleotide messenger RNA. RefSeq names its product coactivator-associated arginine methyltransferase 1 (gene carm1). The transcript has 16 exons. Bases 33 to 1778 code for a protein of 581 amino acids. Gene Ontology annotation, biological process: peptidyl-arginine methylation. The record is from RefSeq and is a predicted model, not a curated record. Lineage: Eukaryota; Metazoa; Chordata; Actinopteri; Syngnathiformes; Syngnathidae. Gene Ontology annotation, molecular function: protein-arginine N-methyltransferase activity.